Molecule: messenger RNA, 907 nt
Organism: Adelges cooleyi (spruce gall adelgid)
Lineage: Eukaryota; Metazoa; Arthropoda; Insecta; Hemiptera; Adelgidae
Exons: 16
Coding region: 100-549 (149 amino acids)
Source: RefSeq, a predicted model, not a curated record
UAUUUAGCGUCAGUAAUUAUUCGAGUUCUUUAUCUAAAAUAUAAUUGUUCUGUCGAGUAUAAUUCAAUUAAAAAUUUUUAAUUUUUGUAAUUUUGAAAUAUGAAAUUUAAAGUAUUCUUCUCUUUCAUGGUAGUCAUGACACUCUUCAGCCAGGAAAUAUUUGCUGGAGGAGAUAGAUCUAAAACAAAUUCUCUUUUCAACUCGGUAUGGGGUGUUAAGAAUCCGGCUGACAAAAGUGGUAGUAGCGAAAAUGAGCGUGACAAUAAUGAUUCCCUAUUCCACCAAGUAUGGGAAAUUAAAGAAGAUACGAGCGAUAGUACCAUUCUGAUGGAUUCUUCGGAAGAUGAGGUUUGUUCGGAAGAUGAGAAGGAAGUAGCCGGUCAAGAAGACGAUAUUAAUGAUACGGCCGCCAAACAUUACGAUGCUAAAGAAGACGAAGAAAAAGGAGAGCAAGUAAACGAGAUAAACACUGGGAGAGAAGUCAAUAAAUCUCAAGCUAUAAAUGAUGCAGGAAAUACAUCUACAACAAAAUCUAAGCCAAGCAUGUAAAACAAAAUACCGGUUGAUCUAAUGGAUGAAUUUAACAUUGCUGAACCGUUAUUCAUAAUCACUAUGCAGUUUUGAAAACAAUAGUAUUAUUCUACAGUGGUUAAUUUUAUAAUAGUAACAUUUUUGUACAAUAGGUAUAUUUUCUUAAGAGUUAUUUUAUUGCAUUGUUUGUUAUCUGAGUUAUUAUCUAUUUACUGUUACACAUAAUAUUUAUGUUAUAAAACAAAUUUAAUUUAUUAAUUGUCAAAAUUCAAACAUUUUUCUUAUUUAAUAAAAUACCUAAGUGAUUAAAUUGUAUGUACGUACAACAUUAUAGAUUAUUGUUUUUGACUAAAAUAACAAAACAUAUUGAUGCAUA